AUGGAUGUUUCUUCGAUUGGACGACAUAGAAGCGAAACUGACCAAGAUCCUUUGUUAAUGGAGCACGACGAAACCCACAAUAAUCGAGAGCACAUCGUUGACAUCACAAGCAAUGACGAGGACUCUUCGUCAAGAAGAUCUUCUAUCGAUGAGCCAACUCCUGAGGUCAGCUCCCAUCAAGGUGAAGCGAGAGUAUCAUCAAACGGCACACAGCACACGACGCAGAGAGCGAGUUCCUCUGGAAAUGGUCGCCGUAGCAGUAACACUAGUGGUAGGAGUCCACUGAACUCUGGCCUUUGGAUUUCAGUGGAGUUAGUUGUCACUGUGGCUCAGAUUGUUGCAGCGAUAGUAGUAAUGGUUCUGGCUAAAGACGAGCGUCCAGAGGCGCCCUUGUUCACAUGGGUUGUGGGAUAUACCUCUGGCUGUGUAGCCACUCUCCCUAUUCUCUACUGGCGUUUUCGCACUUAUAACCGACGUACAGGGCAACACUCUUCUUCUCAAGCUCAAGGAGGCAAUAAUGGUAAUAGUAAUCCCUCAGACUCCGCACCAUAUACACCCGUCUCAGUAGCUCAAGCGCCAGAUGAAGAAAACAGCAUCGGCACGACGGCUGCACCUAGGAACAAUCAAGUUGGGGAAAGCUUAAGAACAAGGCUGAAUGGGUUGGUGGACCAUUUCAAGAUGGCGAUAGACUGUUUCUUUGCGGUGUGGUUUGUUGUUGGGAAUGUAUGGAUAUUUGGAGGCCACUCGUCUCCUUCUGAUUCUCCUAAACUCUACAGGUUAUGUAUAGCGUUCCUUACUUUCAGCUGCAUUGGGUAUGCGAUGCCAUUCAUACUCUGCGCAACCAUCUGCUGUUGUUUGCCUUGCUUAAUCUCUGUUCUCGGCUUUCGGGAAAACUUCUCACAAACUAGAGGAGCCACUGCCGAGGCCAUCGACGCCCUGCCUGUCUACAAAUUCAGAUCCAAAAGCAGAAAUGAUUUGGAGUUUUCAGAGGAAGGUGAAGGCGGGUUUCUUCUUUUGGGGUCCCAGAAGAAACGUCUUAUAUCUGGCGAAGAUGCUAGCUGUUGCAUCUGCUUGGCCAGGUAUGGAGACGACGACGAAGUUCGAGAGCUGCCAUGCUUACAUGUCUUUCAUGUAGACUGUGUAGACAAAUGGCUUAAAAUCAAUGCGACUUGCCCACUCUGUAAAAAUGAGGUCGGAGAAAGCAGCACCGCUUCUUCAUAG
Thlaspi arvense is the source of this 1221-nucleotide messenger RNA. The record is from the annotation of a GenBank genome assembly. Lineage: Eukaryota; Viridiplantae; Streptophyta; Magnoliopsida; Brassicales; Brassicaceae.